AGCCCUCGGAAUUCCCCCCAAAACAAAUUCACUUCCGGCCGUGAACUCCCGCUUAGCGUCAUCAAAGUCUUGCCUUGUGCACUGCCCUAUUAUAGAAUUCGUCAAUCGGAUCAACAACAAGCUUGCAAAACAUUCACUCCUUCCUUAGUUCCUUGCUCGACAUACUUUUGUUUCCUUUCCUGUUUUUGGUUGACGAUUUCAUAGAGGAGCUCAGGAGCGACUUUCAUCCAGCGAGAACCUGCCGAACAACAUUUUCCUCGCCGCGAAACAUCAUCCCUAAUUCCGCAGCCCUCGCCCCCCCGUCGCAUUAAAAACCUCGGGCGUCAGCGCGCGCGCACGAUACAAUCAUAGCCCUCGACAGCAUCACUAAAACGAGAGAAACUUGGCGAAGGAGCUGCCUACGGCUCAUCACCCCCGAAGCACGCGAUGAUUGUCUAAGAACCGCCAUCCAAACAUGGCAUUCAACUUCAACUGGUCGCCGCUGACGGCCGACGCGAGCUUCUACAAGCGCGCCCGAGACCUGCUCACGACUGCCUUGAACAAAUCACCAAAACCUCCGAUAAUUGUCGAUGACAUCCUCGUUACCGAAUUCAACCUGGGCUCCGUGCCUCCGGAGCUUGAGAUCCUCGAGAUUGGCGAUCUGGCAGAGGAUCGAUUCAGGGGCAUCUUCAAGAUGACAUAUUCUGGAGAUGCCUUUCUGACGCUGAAGACACGAGUCCAAGCAAACCCCCUCAACACAUAUCUCUAUUCAAAGCCAAGCUUCACAUCACCAGAGCCACUUGCAGCAGCCUCGGGCCUGACAAUACCUCUGCAAAUAACAUUAUCAGAGAUCAAGCUCUCGGCUUUCAUCAUUCUAGUGUUUUCGAAACAAAAGGGACUCACCCUGGUUUUCCGCAAUGAUCCUCUCGAGUCUCUCAAGGUCUCGUCGACCUUCGACUCGAUCCAGUUCGUCCGAGAUUAUCUUCAAAGGACUAUCGAAGGGAAGCUAAGAAAUUUGAUGAUGGACGAGCUACCGGCAAUCAUCCACAAGCUGUCGCUGCAGCUCUGGUGUCCCGAACAAAUGUCCAAGGAGGACCACGAAAAGACGAACGAAAUGGAUGAGCAAGCCGUCAACCCUUUCGCCAGCCCACCACUCGAUGCUGUGGAUGCCCAUGGAAAUCUCUUGGAUCCCAUAGACAUAUCAAGCAUAGCUGUUAAUGGUGGGGCCGAGUUGCAAUCUCUGUUCUCCCAGAAGAACCUGUUCCGUCUUGGAAACCUGGUUAACACUCAACUUACCUCGUCACUUUUCACGCCUUCGGUUCCUGAGGUGAUAUUCAGGGCGAAAGCUGGCCCGGUGGACAAGCCCGAGGCAAGCAGCACUACGCCGUUAACUACGCCCAGCCUGGUCAAAUCACACUCUUUCCAUGGCACAUCAACGGUGUAUACAUUCUCGGAUACGAGCAGUCAAAACAAUGGACAACUGCCGUCUCGACCGUCACUUGUUAGCCUGGGAUCUGCCACUACUGGUCUCGGCCUUGCCGCGAGCAGAAAUGCAAAGCCUUACGCCAACAGGAAAAAGAAGACAAGGGUCGUUAAUCUUCGACGCAAGACUGACACGGCUGCCAGUAGUGAGAUGGGCGACACGAUGUCUGAUUCUGCCUCAGUACAAGCUUCAGAGUCGAUUACCAUGUCGGACUCUAUUCCUGAGGACCCUGAAGAACAGCCAGAACUGACCAUGUCUGGCUCGAGUCGGGUUCGUUUUGGCUUGGGCGGGGAGAGAAGCGCUCUUCCGCAACGUCCGGCUCUGCGCCGUGACCUUUUCAACCCGGAUGAAGCGACAGCAUCUGCCGAGAUUUCUCAGCCCCAAGUUGCACGGUCGACACCAGAAAAGGAGACCGCGGCACCUGUGCGGACAUCAGAAAAUGACAAACGCAGCGACUCAAAACGUCGAGGGCCGCGCUCCGAAACCCCUUCAGUUAUUUUGGAACAAGCCUGGAUAAUGAAGAUGGCUGGCGAGAUUGCCAAGCGAGUCUACGAUGAGAAGCAACGCAACCCCAGCUUUUGGGACGAGAGGGAAGAUUCCCCUCCUCCUGCGUACGAGGCCCAGCCCACUACGGCGGCCUCAUAAAUUGUGCUGCUAUAGCACAUAAACAGCAACAACUCUCGCAGCAUUGUCCACACAUCGGACAUUUUCUAUGUACUUUUCUAUGUCUUUUUUUUCAACCCUAAUGGCAAACGGAAACGGAUGGAUGGCGUCUUGAAUUUCAGCUGAGAGCAUGGCGGGACCAUAUGAUGAUACCCACCAUAUGAGCUUCCGAUCCUGCUCCCAACAUUACUCGUAAUCCAGUAAUGUUUUGUUUUUACUAAGGGAUUUUUGCGGCGUUUUUUUUCAUACAAGGGCCAUACAGGGGUAUUCAAGGGGUUCGGUUGGCUUAUCUAAAAGAAAUGGGCGAUUUGUUGAGCGAUUUUGUCACUUUUUUUGGGGGUCUUUCAUUGGGCGUGCGGAUGAAAACCUGCAUCCUACUAACUGACGCCCGCCGUCCAGAGGCUGGACACCAGAGUAUAUACUACUCGCUCACACUCGUUCGAACAAACACACACAAAAACACGCUCUCUCACUCUCUGUCUUGUGUAUAUCUACAGAAUUUUCCUUUGUUUUAAAACCCUCGAGGGGUGAUCUUGAGGGGAUGGUGUACACUAGAACUGUACUUCAUCUUUGCUCGGCGGAAGGUCAAGUCGAGGUCGCGUGGCCGGCGAGAACGUCCAGCACGCUCGGUUGGAAGCUUGAUAGAAGAGAAUAAACUCCUAUCCACUUGGAA
Molecule: messenger RNA, 2798 nt
Organism: Pyricularia oryzae 70-15
Lineage: Eukaryota; Fungi; Ascomycota; Sordariomycetes; Magnaporthales; Pyriculariaceae
Product: mitochondrial distribution and morphology protein 34
Exons: 2
Coding region: 455-2107 (550 amino acids)
Biological process (GO): mitochondrion organization; phospholipid transport
Cellular component (GO): ERMES complex
Molecular function (GO): lipid binding
Source: RefSeq, a predicted model, not a curated record